ACAUGGCAGUGGUCGGUAGGAGCUGUAGCAAUCUUCCUCUGUUGGAUUAACCUGGUUCUCUUCCUCCAGAAGUCCGCGAUUGGAAUCUACGUGGUCAUGUUUAAGGACAUCCUCAACACCUUCAUGCAGUUCGCUCUUGUCUUCUUUCUGUUCAUUGUUGCCUUUGGUUUAGGAUUCUACUGUCUACUGCAAAGCCAGGAUGCCUUUGCGACGGUGUGGGAGUCGCUAAUAAAGACGACUGUGAUGAUGAUAGGAGAGUUUGAGUACGAGGAAAUCUUCUACGGUGCUCAGCUGGACUACUACCCAGAAAUCACCUACGUCAUGUUCGUCGUCUUCAUGAUCAUCAUGUCCAUCAUCAUCAUGAACUUACUGGUUGGUUUGGCUGUAGACGACAUUAAAGCUGUACAGGAGCAGGCCGCUCUCAAGAGAAUGGCUAUGCAGGUUGAUUUAGCUUUGGAUGUUGAGAGAGUGGUACCAGAAUUUAUAAGGCGGCGAUUUGUGGCAAAAUGUGACACGUACAGACCCAACAGGAAGACGUUGAACCCCCUGAAGCUUCUGGCUCGAGCUGAAGCUGGAGAUCUGUCAUCACAGGCAAUCUCUAAAGCCCUGGAUCCAGAUCUGGAUGAGAUAGAGAAAGUCAUGGAGACACAAGAGAAGCUACAGAAGGACAUCUCAAAACUGAAGGGCGGGGUGAAGAACAUCCGAGAACAGAACGCGCGUCUGGAGGGGAUGCUGCGAGUCCUGCUGGAGCAGUCCGGUGUCACGGACUUCAAUGAGGAGGACUUCCAGGACCGGGACUAAGGGGGGACCAUCUCAAAGGGGGCAAAAACCUUACAUAGGAGCUCUUAAGGGGGCAUCUCCAAAUCUAUCUAUUGUCCUAGUUUUUUUCUUAUUGUACUUUAAUGUUUGUGUUAUUAUUGUGAUUCUAAAGCUAUAUCUAACUUUGAUAUUUACCACCCAUAGGUGUCUAAUCUAUGGGAAACAUAACUCUGUUGUAAGAGAGGCUAUCCAGAGUUGCAUUCCUUUCUCUUUGUGUCAGUGUAGCUUUACUCUUGCUUUAUGAAUCAGAUUUGAGUUUUCAGGGAGGAGUGAAAACAAUGCAAUAUUUGAUACAUGUAUUUUGAAACUAAGUUAUCCAUAAAGAUUAUUUAUAAAGGGUAAAAUUAUUAUAACCAGAUGCUAUUUCUGUUUCCUUGUUUUGUUCAUACACUUUAAGUAGAUAUAUAAUUGUCCUAUGUACAUGUAAUUAAAGUGUUUUAUAAUAAUUUCUUUUUGUUAAUAAUAACAGCAUAUUUGCUAAGUUUUCUUUUUUCACUAUGUAUUCCACCUUUAGUUAUCAUUAUUUCUUUGUAUCAGGAGAUAUGUUACAAAGUUGUGUAGAUUUUACUGCUCUAAGCACCAUUUAAUAUGUUAGUGGUGGAAGUAAUUAUAUACAUCUCAUACUCCACAAAAACUCAACAAAAACACUCUGUGAAUUUUAUGGUUGUUGAUUUACACAAAAUUUAUUUUUACACCAUAUUGUAAUGGCAGAACAUCAAAUGUCAAACGCUACAAAAUCUCCAUGACUUAUUUUGAAACAAUAAUAUUUAUUUAAAAGAUUUUUUCAUAUUAAUUUGAUGUAAGCCUCUCUUAUUUUACCUGCUUGUAUUUUUGAAAUGUGCAGCCCCUUGGGCAAACAGCUGAUAAUAAAUACCUCAGAUAUUAAGGUCACUUAUUUUAAAAUCUGAUUUUUGUCGUGUGACUCUUGAAUAUGCAAUUCUCAAGUAUGUAUUUUCUACAAUCUCUCCUCCAUGCCUUUGAGUUGAAGGACAAUCUUUCUAAUGAAUCAGCAUCGAGCGCUUUACUAUCUGUAAAUUGUGAUAUACAUAAUUUAGUGGUGCAUUAGUUACUGUAGAAGUUCGGGGUUUACGGAUCGUGGAUAUAGCUCAGUGGUUUGAGCACCUGACUAGUAAUGCAGGGGUCCAAGGUUUGAAUCCCGGUCCAGCCAUGUUUUCUUCAUGUAUUUCUCCUUUCUUACUACAGUUUCCUUGAUUUUAGUAGACAUGUAUUAGAAUGUUAGUACAUUUAGUAUCGUAUCAAUUUUGCUCAAUACUGAUUGUGAUGACUGAGUACGAAACUUGAAAUACUUGAACAUGCUGUUCCAAAUUUGAACAAACUAUUUGAUAUUAAUGUCGAAAAUGCAAAGAGUGAUUUAUUUACUUGGUAGUGAUUGAAUUUUUCAGUUUUCUCCACUUGUUCACUAUCCAAGUGUACUUUACGGUAUUCUGUUAGACAUUGCUUUUAUGUACCAUACUUUAAGUAGAUUUCAUACGAUUUUUUCCCUUUGUUCAGUUUUACAAAUCUGCUACCAAUUAAAACUUUACAAUUGCAUGUUAAACCUUUUUACUGUGAUAUUUUGUUUGGCCUUUUUGGUUUAUGCCAUUAGUGUGGAACACAAUGACAGGACCAAUAAUUUACAUCUAUUGAUUAUUGUUUAUUUCUAUGGCAUUCAAUUUUAAUGCAUUUUGUUUCAUUUCCAAGCAGUUUUCUCUCUAAUUUAUUGGGUAUUCUUCAUAGACAUAUAGCAUAUUCUGAUUUUUGACAUGAUGAAAAUGCCUAUGAAAUCACCAUACAUUUUAUUUUUUGUUUCCAUUAACAAUUUUUUUCAUAUAAUUUUUAUACUCUUGGAAUUUUUUUUAUUCCUAUGUCUAUUUUCUAUAUUGAUGAACUGAAUUCUGUCUCUCCUUAUGGGGAAUUGGACUGAUUUUACAGAAAAUCUUACUCUGUGAGUAAUUGUUGCAUGUUUACUUAAAGUAAUUGUUCUGUUUGAUUUUACCUUGGCCUUCAUAGACAGAACUAUUCUCCUAUUUAUAUAUUUAUACUAAUGUUAUGAAAUACUUUUCAUAAUUCUUUGUAUAC
This is a messenger RNA of Saccostrea cuccullata (small rock oyster), 2898 nucleotides long. Its product is annotated as transient receptor potential cation channel subfamily A member 1 homolog. Lineage: Eukaryota; Metazoa; Mollusca; Bivalvia; Ostreida; Ostreidae. The record is from RefSeq and is a predicted model, not a curated record. Gene Ontology annotation, molecular function: monoatomic ion channel activity. Gene Ontology annotation, cellular component: membrane. Gene Ontology annotation, biological process: transmembrane transport; monoatomic ion transport.